AUGGAAAGAUUCGAAGUCAAGAUUAAGCAUAACCCUUCUCCCAAAACUCAAAAAGUUAUGUUAAUUUUUCAAAUUAUUUUGAGAAUUUUGGGAUUUGCUUUCUGUUUAGGUGCUGUUUGGAGAAUUAUGACUAGUAAACAAGUUCUCUUUCUUGGCCUUGAUGCCCGUUACACCUAUUCUCCUUCAAUGAAAUUUUUUGCAUAUGCAAAUAUCAUUGGAUGUACCUCAUCUGUUGUUUCUCUAUUUCUUGUUCUGAUUUGUUGUUAUAAAAAACAUCUUCACUCCAACAAGUACUUUUUUUACUUGUUCCUCCAUGAUUUGUUUGUGUUUGGAUUACUGGUGGCUGGAUGUGCAGCAGCAACAUCAAUAGGAUAUGUGGGUAAAUAUGGGCAAAAACAUUCUGGGUGGAAUCCUAUAUGUACUUUUGUUCCUAAAUUCUGUCACAAAGCAACACUCAGUCUAAUUUUAUCUUACAUUGCUAUUAUUUUCUACCUUUGCCUCACUAUUAUCUCAGCUAACCAAUCAAGACACAUUAUUAAGAAACCACCAAAAUCAUGGAUUAACAGCAGUAUGGACUAUUCCUCUCCAUCUGUGAGGAUUACUAGAGGUACGCCAUUCUUUGUCAAAGUUGUUGACAAUCCACCGUCAUUUUCAAUCGGAUUAACUCAAGAUUUUGGGUUCAAUGCAGGAUCUGUGGCAAAAGCUAAACAAGUUCAAGCUAGCGACAUUAAAAUUGUUGAAGGAGGAAGUAUGAGAAAAAUCGUAAACAGUGAUUCAGAGGACAUUGAAUCUGCUUCAUCAGAUCUGGAUAAACCUAAAGACCAUCAGGAACAUCAGGUGUUGGCUUAA
Molecule: messenger RNA, 849 nt
Organism: Solanum verrucosum
Lineage: Eukaryota; Viridiplantae; Streptophyta; Magnoliopsida; Solanales; Solanaceae
Product: CASP-like protein 1F1
Exons: 6
Coding region: 1-849 (282 amino acids)
Source: RefSeq, a predicted model, not a curated record